CGGAAUUGCUACUUAUUCUUGACAUCUACCAUCUUGCAAGACAUUUUCUUUAGGAAUAAAAAAAGCUCUCGCGAACCUUUCACCCGCCGUCUCCAACUCAUCUACCCUACCCUCCGACUCUGCACCUUUCACCUCACAAUGGCAGGCAAAUUCGAGCCCAAGACACCCGUCCAGCUUGCCCCACCAAAGACCGAUAUCAUAUCCUCCAGUUUCCUCAAGCAAUGCAAUGGAACCGACAGUGAGCUUUGCUACGUCGCAAUCAAGGGCCAAGUCUUCGAUGUAACAGGCAACAAAGCCUACCUCCCCGGCGGAUCUUACCAUGUCUUCGCAGGCCACGACGCAUCGAGAGCCCUAGCCUUAACGAGCACGAAAGCAGAAGAUGUACGUGCAGAUUGGUCUGAUCUAGGAGACAAGGAGAAGGGUGUUUUGAAUGAUUGGUACACGUUCUUUUCGAAGCGGUAUAAUAUCGUGGGUGUUGUGGAGGGGGCUGCGAAUCUGUGAUGGAGUGGACAAGUGGGAGAAAAGGAUACAUUGAUCAUGGUUUGGCCUAAUGAUUAGAGACGGAUAAUAGAUACCAUGAGCAUGAAGGACUGGAGUUAUGCUUUUUCUUGCUCGAUCUUUUCCCCGUCUUUCUCUGCAUAAGGUUGCCUUGAAAAAUGCUAGCGUUAGACACUAUCUCUAUUUAAAGGAGUCUUAUUUCUUGGUG
Molecule: messenger RNA, 706 nt
Organism: Mollisia scopiformis
Lineage: Eukaryota; Fungi; Ascomycota; Leotiomycetes; Helotiales; Mollisiaceae
Product: cytochrome b5
Exons: 4
Coding region: 139-501 (120 amino acids)
Cellular component (GO): endomembrane system; membrane
Source: RefSeq, a predicted model, not a curated record